Messenger RNA from Lindgomyces ingoldianus, 1113 nucleotides. RefSeq lists its product as uncharacterized. The transcript has 11 exons. The record is from RefSeq and is a predicted model, not a curated record. NCBI's taxonomy places the organism in Eukaryota, Fungi, Ascomycota, Dothideomycetes, Pleosporales, Lindgomycetaceae. Bases 1 to 1113 code for a protein of 370 amino acids.
AUGAGUGAAUGGCGCAGUACAUGGGAGGGUGCCUGGGGUAGAGGGUUAGCUGGAACGGAUACGCCGGUACUGACAAGGCCGGAUUGGAGUGCCAUGCUGCUUGCCAGGGCCAUGGAGGUGUUGGAGUAUUUCAUUGGGAUGCUAGGUGAGCAUUUGGUAUUUGAACUUACUGCGUUUGCGAAUGGAAUUCAUGGUAAGCUUAUGGCUUUGCGGUUGAGAUGGGGAGACGGCACUCUUAAUUGUUCCCUCGCUCUAUGCCACCAAGAUGAAUCCACCGUUUAUCCCGCCAAUGCUGUUUACCCUACCAAAAAAAUUUGCUCGCAGUCCGCAUUUCACGCCUCCCCAAAUCAUCUCUACCCCUUCAUUCACCGUGAUGUGAGGCCGGGCAACUUAAUCCCUCUCCCUCCUGACCACAUCACUAGUGAACGAACUUCAAAGUACAUGAUCUUCAAAGUACAUGAUGUGAGGCCGGGCAACUUAAUCCCUCUACCUCCUGACCACAUCACUGGUGUACUUCGGAAGCAAUACGUGCCGCUAGAUAGAGUGCAACCAACUCAAUCCACCUAUCCAAUCGAACUAGGGUUGUUGGAGAACAGGACUGUGUCCAUUCCGCUAGUUGAUAAUAUUGUUACAGUAACCAAUUUCUUUUGGAUUUAUAUAGGCGUUGAAGAAAGAAGUUUGAAAGAUUUGGGUGUAAACAAGCCAAAAAUCCCGAGGAUUCCUUCACACUCAGCCUGUCAGUUUUUGCCACCUGCAAACGACUUCAGGCCCUUUGGUAGGAGCAUAUUCGCACGAUCCGCCGCCUUCACCUUGUUGCUCAACACCACCAUAUUCUCGUCUUUAAGCAAAAGUCCCAAUUUCGGUGUUUUUGGCCUGCAUGAUGGUGGAGGCCGCUGUAAUGCGAUCCAUUUCCCAUAUUGGAAAUCAUAUUCAGAAGCCCGUCACAAAGGCCUGACGGCACAUGCUCGCAACCUUCCAAACCAGAACUAUAUGAGAUCACUAUCUCACAUCUUUCUCACCCUUUACUUCCGUUUAGUGCAUGAGAUGCUGUUUUAUCUUGUGUUUGUGAACUCACGACAAGUAUCCUCGCUUCACUGCAGAGGGAAAAUUUGA